AUGUUCCCAUGGAUCAUAUGUGAAGAUGUCAAUAAGCUUGCAUUAAGCCACCUGCUUUCUAUGUGUUGCUGUUCCAUUUCCCACAACUCAUUAGUCAGUUCGUCAGGAACCACCUUUAAGAAGCUUCUCAAAGUCAUCCUCAUCCACACCCAGGUUAAAGUUGUUGGCCAUCUCACCCUCAGCCUCGCUGACUUUUGCAACCUUUGUGCUAUGAUGGUGUCCACUGAUUUGGAGAACAUUGACACAGAAGUUAAUUCUAAAGCGAAGAGUCAUGUGACACUCCGGAGAGCAGUUUUAGAAGAAAUUGGAAAUAGAGUUACAACCAGAGCCACACAAGUAGCUAAGAAAGCUUCAAACACCAAAGCACCUGUUCAACCCACCAAAACAACAAAUGUCAACAAACAGCCGAAACCUGUUGCUUCUGUGAAACCAGUACAGAUGAAAAUGUUGGCUCCAAAGGAGCCUUAUCCUGCACCUGAGGAUAUCUCCAUGAAGGAAGAGAACCUCUGUCAAGCUUUCUCUGAUGCUUUGCUCUGCAAGAUUGAAGAUAUUGAUAAUGAAGAUUGGGAGAACCCUCAGCUCUGCAGCGACUACGUUAAGGAUAUCUAUCAGUAUCUGAGACAGCUUGAGGUUCUGCAAACCAUAAGUCCACAUUUCUUAGAUGGAAGAGAGAUAAAUGGACGCAUGCGUGCCAUCCUGGUGGACUGGCUGGUACAGGUCCACUCCAAGUUUAGGCUGCUGCAGGAGACCCUCUACAUGUGCGUCGCCAUUAUGGAUCGGUUUUUACAGGUUCAGCCAGUCUCUCGUAAGAAGCUUCAACUGGUUGGGAUUACAGCUUUGCUUUUGGCCUCCAAGUAUGAGGAAAUGUUUUCUCCAAAUAUAGAAGACUUCGUUUACAUCACAGACAAUGCGUAUACCAGUUCCCAAAUCCGAGAAAUGGAAGCUCUAAUUUUGAAAGAACUGAAAUUUGAGUUGGGUCGGCCUUUACCACUACAUUUUUUAAGGCGGGCAUCAAAAGCUGGGGAGGUUGAUGUUGAGCAGCACACGUUAGCCAAAUAUUUGAUGGAACUGACGCUCAUCGACUACGACAUGGUGCAUUAUCACCCUUCCAGGGUGGCAGCGGCUGCUUCCUGCCUGUCCCAGAAGGUUCUAGGCCAAGGAAAAUGGAACUUAAAGCAGCAGUAUUACACUGGAUACACCGAGAACGAGGUGUUGGAAGUCAUGCAGCACAUGGCCAAAAACGUAGUGAGAGUAAACGAAAACCUGACGAAGUUCAUCGCCAUCAAGAAUAAGUAUGCAAGCAGCAAACUCCUGAAGAUCAGCACGAUUCCUCAGCUGAACUCAAAAGCCAUUAAAGACCUCGCCCUCCCUCUGAUGGGGCGGUCCUAG
Myotis lucifugus (little brown bat) is the source of this 1389-nucleotide messenger RNA. It is a transcript of the gene CCNB2, whose product is annotated as cyclin B2. Gene Ontology annotation, biological process: mitotic cell cycle phase transition; regulation of cyclin-dependent protein serine/threonine kinase activity. Gene Ontology annotation, molecular function: cyclin-dependent protein serine/threonine kinase regulator activity. The record is from RefSeq and is a predicted model, not a curated record. Lineage: Eukaryota; Metazoa; Chordata; Mammalia; Chiroptera; Vespertilionidae. Gene Ontology annotation, cellular component: cytoplasm; cyclin-dependent protein kinase holoenzyme complex; nucleus.